AUGGAAGGGGAGGUCCCGCCCACCGGCACCAAGCGGGAGCGCGGGAGCUGGGGGGGAGCAGGGCUGGUCACCCGCACGUGGCCUGGAGACCAUGGACAUGGUGGGCCCGAGUGCCGGGCGCGGUUGUCCCGCCUGGUCUCCUUCAGCGCCAGCCACCGCCUGCAGAGCAAGUCUCUGAGUGAGGAAGAAAACUUGAAACUCUAUGGGAAAUGCAACAAUCCCAAUGUCCACAGGCACAAUUACAAAGUUGUGGUGACAGUAUACGGAGAGAUUGAUCCUGAUACAGGAAUGGUUAUGAACUUGACUGACCUCAAAAAAUACAUGGAGGAGGCCAUCAUGGAGCCCCUCGAACACAAGAACCUGGACCUGGACGUGGCAUACUUUGCGGACACUGUAAGCACAACUGAAAAUGUAGCUGUGUUUAUCUGGGAAAAUCCCCAGAAAUUGCUUCCUGAGGGAGCUCUUUAUAAGGUUAAAGUGUAUGAAACUGACAACAACCUUGUAGUCUAUAAGGGAGAAUAG
Messenger RNA from Dipodomys spectabilis (banner-tailed kangaroo rat), 522 nucleotides. Its product is annotated as 6-pyruvoyl tetrahydrobiopterin synthase-like. The transcript has 2 exons. Gene Ontology annotation, cellular component: mitochondrion. Lineage: Eukaryota; Metazoa; Chordata; Mammalia; Rodentia; Heteromyidae. The record is from RefSeq and is a predicted model, not a curated record. The coding region runs from base 1 to 522 and encodes 173 amino acids.